This is a messenger RNA of Metarhizium album ARSEF 1941, 1251 nucleotides long. Its product is annotated as transcription factor spTFIIE alpha subunit. The transcript is spliced from 2 exons. The record is from RefSeq and is a predicted model, not a curated record. Lineage: Eukaryota; Fungi; Ascomycota; Sordariomycetes; Hypocreales; Clavicipitaceae. Bases 1 to 1251 code for a protein of 416 amino acids. Gene Ontology annotation, biological process: transcription open complex formation at RNA polymerase II promoter. Gene Ontology annotation, cellular component: transcription factor TFIIE complex.
AUGGAUUUGGCAGUUACUCUCAUUAAGUCUGUGUUGAGAGCUUUCUACCCGACACGCGACAUAUUGGUCAUGGAUGCCUUGAUUAUCCACGAAGCCCCAGGACUAGAGUCACCUUCUGCUACUUACUCUGCUUCUUUGAUUGACCGAACCAGACACACCAGAUCCGAGCUACGCGACGGCAACCCUCGCCCCAGUAACCGCACGUGGUAUUACAUCAACUAUCGACAUACGAUUGAUGCCAUCAAGUGGCGAGUGUACACGAUCGACAAAGAGGUUCAAGGGGCGCCAGUGCCGGCGAACGAGAAGAAGGAAUACUUUUGCGGCUUUUGCAAGGCUGAGUGGACUGCUAUGGAAGUUCUUGACAGUGUCGGACCGAACGGCUUCUUAUGUCAUCGAUGCCACCACACUCUCACCUUUGAGGCAGACCGAACUUCCACCGGGCAUGAGCAGUCCACCAGACUGAACGAUCAAUUCAAAUUCAUAAGUGAGCUUCUACCGAAGAUUGAUGCAGUUCACAUUCCCGAAUGUGACUUUGACCGAGCUUUGGCGAAAGCCCGCCCUGUCAUUCGCGAUGCUACACAUCAACGAGCAGCCACCAUUGCGGUCGAGAGUGGCACGAAUCGCCCUAUGGCCGUCAAAGGGCUCACCAAUACCGGCCCUCAAUCUAUCGCAGUCAAUAUCUCAACGUCAGAUGGCCCAUCCGCUGCAGAGAAGGACGCCGAAAAGUCCCGGAAGGAAAAGAUCGCUAAACAAAAUGCGCUACCCUCGUGGAUGUCGAACAGUACUGUAACUGGCGAAUCCUUCUCCGCCACAAUUACCGACGGUUCGAUUUUGCUCAAACAGGAUGAUGAAGGCAAUUCUGCGUCAACAGACAAGAAUAUGGACACAAACACUUCUGCGAGAAUUGAUGAUAUAUUCGAGAAGCUCAAGGCCGAGCAGGCUGCAGAAAUGGCUAAAGGAGUCGUACAUGGCGGGAACGAGGAAGAAUUUGACUCCGAUGCGGAUGACGGAGACGAAGAUGAAUUCGAGGACGUUCCUGCAACUGGGAAUACAUCCGCUCUAGGCACGCCAAGCACCGCGGCUGUCAAGCGUGAGGUUUCUGCUAUUAUGUCACGAGAUGGGGAGACUGCAGACGACAGAGCUAACAAGAAAGUCAAGGUCGAGCAAGAAAUUAAAAAAGAGCCCGAGGGACCUGGGGGCGAUGAUGACACUGGAGACGAGGAUGAGGAUGUGGAAUUUGAAGAUAUUUGA